GUGACAUUUACGAAGAGGAAGUUUGGUUUAAUGAAGAAGGCUUAUGAGCUGAGUGUGCUAUGCGACUGUGAGAUUGCUCUGAUCAUCUUCAACAGCACCAACAAACUGUUCCAGUAUGCCAGCACUGACAUGGACAAAGUGUUGCUGAAGUACACAGAGUACAAUGAGCCGCAUGAGAGUCGAACGAAUUCCGAUAUUGUUGAGACAUUGAGAAAGAAAGGACUUAAUGGCUGUGACAGUCCAGACCCUGAUGCAGACGAUUCAGUAGGUCACAGCCCUGAGUCUGAGGACAAGUACAGGAAAAUUAAUGAAGAUAUUGAUCUAAUGAUCAGCAGGCAAAGAUUAUGUGCUGUUCCACCACCAAACUUUGAGAUGCCAAUUUCUAUCCCAGUGUCCAACCACAACAGUUUGGUGUACAGUAACCCAGUCAGCUCACUGGGAAACCCCAACCUUUUGCCACUGACCCAUCCUUCUUUGCAAAGAAAUAACAUGUCUCCUGGCAUGAUGCAUCGGCCUCCGAGUGCAGGUAACACAGGUGGCCUGAUGGGUGGGGACCUCACAACCGGUGCAGGCACCAGUGCAGGAAAUGGGUAUGGCAACCCUCGCAACUCACCAGGUCUGCUGGUCUCACCUGGCAACUUGAACAAGAAUGUGCAAGCAAAAUCUCCGCCCCCAAUGAAUUUGGGAAUGAACAGCCGUAAACCAGAUCUCCGCGUGCUUAUCCCACCUGGCAGCAAGAAUACAAUGCCAUCAGUGUCUGAGGAUGUUGAUCUGCUUUUGAAUCAGAGGAUAAAUAACUCGCAGUCUGCUCAGUCACUGGCUACUCCUGUGGUUUCCGUAGCAACUCCUACUCUCCCAGGGCAAGGAAUGGGAGGAUACCCAUCAGCCAUUUCUACAACAUAUGGUACUGAAUACUCUCUGAGUAGUGCAGAUAUAUCAUCUCUCUCUGGGUUUAAUACAGCCAGUGCUCUUCAUCUUGGUUCUGUGACUGGCUGGCAACAGCAACACCUACAUAAUAUGCCACCAUCUGCCCUCAGUCAAUUGGGAGCUUGCACUAGCACUCAUUUAUCUCAGAGUACAAAUCUCUCCCUGCCUUCUACUCAAAGCCUCAACAUCAAGUCAGAACCUGUUUCUCCUCCUAGAGACCGUACCACCACCCCCUCGAGAUACCCACAGCACACGCGCCACGAGGCGGGGAGAUCUCCCGUUGACAGUCUGAGCAGCUGUAGCAGUUCGUAUGACGGAAGCGACCGAGAAGAUCACCGCAACGAAUUCCACUCCCCCAUUGGACUCACCAGACCUUCGCCGGACGAAAGGGAAAGCCCCUCUGUCAAGCGCAUGCGGCUCUCUGAAGGAUGGGCGACAUGAUAACAUUAUUACC
Molecule: messenger RNA, 1381 nt
Organism: Tinamus guttatus (white-throated tinamou)
Lineage: Eukaryota; Metazoa; Chordata; Aves; Tinamiformes; Tinamidae
Source: RefSeq, a predicted model, not a curated record